Molecule: messenger RNA, 1051 nt
Organism: Hylaeus volcanicus
Lineage: Eukaryota; Metazoa; Arthropoda; Insecta; Hymenoptera; Colletidae
Gene: Osi18
Exons: 3
Coding region: 308-1051 (247 amino acids)
Source: RefSeq, a predicted model, not a curated record
UUUAUGAAUGAAAAAUAUCGGAGCUCUUUCGCCGACGUCACAGCCAAUUUCUCGUCAUGGGCGUCGCGCGGAGAACCGGAAAUGGCGGAAAGAGUGGAUGUCGAAACCAAAAUCGUUCCGCAGGGACGGAACGCCCGUGAAAACAUCGUCACCCCAGAUAACGAGGCUUUCUUCUUUCCUUUCAGCCAGCCACACGUCCCUGAUCAAAAUUCAUCGACCGUACGUGGCUCCCAUCGGCUAUAAAACCGCUCUGUCUUGGUUCGUACCGGCAUUCGGUGGUUAGCCUCGCAAAUCGGUGGGUAGCGUCAUGAAGUAUCUUACGAUCGUUGCGUCCGUGACCCUUCUAGCAGCCGUUGCGGCCGCUCAAAGGACGGAGACCACGGCUGACGCCCUGCAAAGCAUUUAUUACAGGUGCGUAGACAACGAGUCGAUGUACUCCUGCGUGAAACCCAAGGUGCUCGCCUAUCUGAGCAACGCCGUCAAGCAAGACAGACUCGCCAUCACCGAGGACUUGGCGGUGGUGAAGUCCAGAGACAUGCCCGAGGAUAACACCGAAGAAUACCUGUCCCAGUACGGAACCGUGGACCCCUCUAGAAAAGAGCUUCUGAGGUCCAUGAUGCUGGAGAAGUUGGACGGGUACCUGUCGAGCCACCAGCUCGAGGCUAAGCUGCCAGAAGCCAUCGCUGGGUCCAACAUUGUACCCAGAUCCUUGGUCGACAGCAUGCCCAGGACUUUAACUAUACCCCUUUCGGAUUCCUCGAACGGUCAAGGCCGUGGAUUCGUUAAAAAAGUGAUGAUACCGUUCCUCCUGGGUUUGAAGUUCAAGGCCACAGCCUUGGUGCCUUUGGCGCUGGCUCUCAUCGCGCUGAAGACGUGGAAAGCCCUCACCCUGGGUCUCCUGUCGUUGGUUCUCAGCGGAGCAAUGAUGAUCUUCAAGCUGACCAAGCCAAAGGUCGCCUACGAGGUCGUUCACUACGGCCACCCUCCCGUGGAGCAUCCCCCACACUGGGACGCAGCGCCCCAUGGACCCUACAGGGCCUACAGGAAGUAG